ACUGAUUUUCAGUUCUCACUAAAUAAUCACAUGUUGGCGGCUAUGGGGUGUAUAGUAUUCUAAAUUGUUAAGUAUAAAUCUAGGGUUGACUAUGCUGUAGGGUCUAGGGUAGAAGAUGUCUUUGGCUGAAGGGGUGUUGGUUCUUACGUGUAAGUUGUCACAGGAUCUGAGGAUUAAGGUGUUGUCGGUUUUAGGAUGUAAAUUGCCCUUGGUUGUAAGGUUUAAGGUGUCGUAGGUACUUCGGUGCAAGGUGUAGCUUCUAGGUUAAAGGUUUCAUCGGUUCUACGGUGCAAGGUGUCGUAGCUUCUAGCAUUUAAAGUGUCGUUGAUUAUAGAGUGGGAGGGGUCAUGGGUACUUGCAUGUAAAGUGUCGUAGUUUUAGUAUGGAGUGUGCUGUAGGUUUUAGAACAUGUCAUAGGUUCUAGGGUAUUAGGUGUCGUAGGCGCUUCAAGGCAUCAUGUGUUCUUGUAUUUAAGGAGUCACAGAUUCUAGGGUGUAAGGCGUGUUUGGCUGCUGAGUGUAAGGGGUUGUUGGUUCUAGUUGUUGGAUAUGGUGUAAUAUGUUGGUCUAAGGUGUCGGUGGUUGUAGGGUUUCAGGUGUCUUAGGUGCUUUGGUGUAAGGUGUCACAGGUCCGAGGGUGUAAGGCACCACGAGUUCUUUUAUGUAAGGUGUCUUCGGGUGUAAGAUAAAGUAGGAUUUAUGGUGGAAGGAUGAAAUGUGCCGUAGGUUCUAGGAUCUAAGGUGUCCGUGAUUCUUGGGUGUAAGGCAUCACGAGUUCUUGUAUGUACCAGUUAAGUGUGAUCGGUGUUUUUGGUUGGAAGGUGUUGUUGUUGGUUACACAUAGUAUGACAUCUGUGUAUUCCUGUGACAGCGCAUGCGUUUGCGUUAGACCACCUGGUAACUGCCUCUCAGGUGAAUUACUUGGCCGAGAGUGAGGCUGAGCGACGGGAGGAAAGUGUAAAUUGUAAUUGCAGGCCCCUGCUCCCUCCCCCUCAUGCCAAGCGAUUACAUCGGCAGUGUGCAGGGCCGCAUUCAUGUGCAGUUACAAAACCAAUUCUUCCCCUCCCCCACUCGACCGACGAUAUUGAUACAGGGACAUUUCAUGGCUUUAUUGUACACAGGCACAUGUACGCUGGCCCACCCUGGUGUUUUCCCUUUGCUAUUUAUAACACAGAGAGGCAUCAUGUUUGUCUGGACUCCACUAUUUAGGGGGCUGGCGGCUUAGGUGGCUUAUUACUUAGUGCCGCAGGACAGUCCAGUUGCCAAAAACAAAAGUUAUGGUUCUGUGUCGAGAGAGCCUUGGUAACCCUGUACACACGCAUGGUUAUUAAUAACCUGCCGGUUGCUGACCGCUGACAGUUAGGAGAGGUCGGGGACUGGAUGGUAUCUUUUGUUCCAAGGGGUCGCAGGCUAAUCCACUGACUGAACAGUAUGUUGAAAAAGGUAUUGCGACACCCGGUCAGCUGAAAAUGGGAGACAAUAUGGAGCGGGGCCCCCCUUUGUCGAAACGCUCUCUUUACAGUGUUGCCAGUUAUACGUAUGGCAUUCAAAAUGCUCCGUCUUGUUAUCUCUUGGCCUUUCAGCAUCCAGGGCAUAGGUGGGGGCCGAGGGGGAGGAGCGGGUUCGCCGAGCCUGCCCCAGCCAGACGUGCACGAACCGGCCGGGUCAGUGUCAAGCGAAAGGAAAAGAAGGCGGAAGGCAAAACCAAUGACGAGAAGGACAAAGAAAAGGCCAAAUGCGGGAAAAAGCAGGACAGAGUUGUCAAAAAGCCGGAGACAACCCCUGAGCCGUGCGCGGCGGCUGAGGACAAGAAGAACGGGGAAGCUGCCGGGGCAGCGGGCGUGCAGGUGAAGAAAAGUGAUGGAAAUGCCGAGUUCGAGCCCAUUGAACUGCCGCCGUUUGAGAUCGUCACAGGAACGCAGAUGAGCCCGUUCUACUUCAAGUUUCAGUUCAGGAACGUGGAGUACUCGUCCGGCAGGAACAAGACCCUGCUGUGCUACCGAGUGGACACGCCAGGGGGCAGCACAGAGUCUUUGAAAGGCUACCUGGAGGAUGAACAUGCCACAGCUCAUGCUGAAGAGGCUUUCUUUCAGCAAGUGCUCCCUGACAGUAACCCCUCCCAGGAAUACGACGUCACAUGGUACGUGACAUCCAGUCCCUGUGUGGCCUGCACAGCCAAGCUGGCCAACAUCCUCCGGCAACGCAAGAAGCUCCGUCUCUGUGUAUUCUGCUCUCGCCUCUUUGAAUGCGAGGAGCCGGAGUUAGUGGAGGGGCUGAAGGCCCUGGUGAGCGCUGGAUGCAAACUGAGGAUGAUGAAGCCCUCUGACUUCCAGCAUGUUUGGGAGACCUACGUGGAGAAGGAGGACCAGAGCUUCACACCCUGGGAGGACUGUCAGGAGAACUACAACUACUAUGUGGAGAAACUGGCUGAUAUCCUCAAGUAGAAGUCUGGACAGGAUUUCUCCUCCAGUGGAAUAUUUUGAACAUUUUGGGGUGAUGAUUUCAUUGGGAGACAAAGUUUUACUUCGUGUAUUUCUUUUUUUAUUUUAUUUUAUUGUAGCUUUAUUCAUCACAUUUUAUUCAACAAGACACAUUAGACAGACGGAGAACAAACUGGUGUCACAAUUACAUUAAAGGUACAGUUCCUGUC
Phycodurus eques (leafy seadragon) is the source of this 2649-nucleotide messenger RNA. It is a transcript of the gene apobec2b, whose product is annotated as apolipoprotein B mRNA editing enzyme, catalytic polypeptide-like 2b. The transcript is spliced from 5 exons. Gene Ontology annotation, molecular function: cytidine deaminase activity; RNA binding. Bases 1469 to 2443 code for a protein of 324 amino acids. Gene Ontology annotation, biological process: cytidine to uridine editing. NCBI's taxonomy places the organism in Eukaryota, Metazoa, Chordata, Actinopteri, Syngnathiformes, Syngnathidae. Gene Ontology annotation, cellular component: nucleus; cytoplasm. The record is from RefSeq and is a predicted model, not a curated record.